Molecule: messenger RNA, 1545 nt
Organism: Raphanus sativus (radish)
Lineage: Eukaryota; Viridiplantae; Streptophyta; Magnoliopsida; Brassicales; Brassicaceae
Product: probable protein kinase At2g41970
Exons: 8
Coding region: 316-1413 (365 amino acids)
Biological process (GO): protein phosphorylation
Molecular function (GO): protein tyrosine kinase activity; ATP binding
Source: RefSeq, a predicted model, not a curated record
UCUCCCGGCUUUAUCGCGGAACAGAGAGACUUACAAAAAUUCUCCAAAUAAGAAAUUUUAUUUCUUUUUUAAUUCUAACCAAUUUCUCUGAAGAUCGUUGAUUUUUUUCUUUCCCCAGAAAUCAAACGUAUUUUUUGUCCAAACGUCCUAGAAACAGAUCAUUUCUUGCGUUUCUGAAGUAUUUAUUCAUCAUCAUCAUCAUUGUCUGAGGUUAAUGUAAUUGUAGAAUCGAGAUUUUAUUAACAGGUAAAACAGAGAUUAACAGAAACAUAAUCAAAACACAAGAAUAAGACAAAAGCACAGCAUCUAAAAAACAUGUUCUGUUGCGGUGGUGCGGAUGAGGAACCCGCCGGUCCACCCGCAAACCAGUAUUCAUCAGCCCCUCCUAACAAGGCUGGAAACCCUAACUUUGGCGGUGGAAACAGAGGGGAGCCUAGGAACACGAACGCGCCGAGAUCAGGAGGUCCUGCGAAGGUUUUACCCAUAGAGAUCCCUGCCGUUGCAUUGGAUGAGUUGAACAGAAUGACGGGUAACUUCGGCAACAAGGCACUGAUCGGUGAAGGUUCUUAUGGACGUGUCUUCCAAGGCAAGUAUAAUGGAGAUGAUGUUGCUAUCAAGAAGCUUGACGCUAGCUCUGAAGAACCUGACUCCGAUUUCACCUCACAGUUAUCGGUUGUAUCACGGCUCAAAAACGAACAUUUUGUGGAGUUGAUGGGGUACUGCUUGGAAGCAAACAACCGCAUUCUCGUCUACGAGUUCGCAACCAAAGGUUCUUUACACGAUGUAUUACACGGGAGAAAGGGAGUCCAGGGGGCUGAGCCAGGGCCAGUGCUGAACUGGAACCAAAGGGUCAAGAUUGCGUAUGGAGCAGCCAAGGGGAUGGAGUUCCUUCACGAGAAGAUCCAGCCACCAAUAGUCCACAGGGACGUAAGGUCGAGCAAUGUCUUGUUGUUUAAUGACUUUGUGGCCAAAAUGGCUGAUUUCAACUUGACCAACGCGUCCUCGGAUACGGCGGCUAGGCUUCACUCCACUCGUGUCUUGGGAACGUUCGGCUAUCACGCUCCAGAGUAUGCUAUGACGGGACAGAUAACACAGAAGAGUGAUGUGUAUAGUUUUGGUGUUGUGCUUUUGGAACUCUUGACGGGAAGAAAACCAGUAGAUCAUACCAUGCCUAAGGGCCAACAAAGUCUUGUCACAUGGGCAACUCCGAGACUUAGUGAAGACAAAGUCAAACAAUGCAUAGAUCCUAAGCUUAACAAUGACUUCCCUCCCAAAGCAGUCGCCAAGUUGGCAGCAGUGGCGGCCUUGUGUGUACAGUACGAGGCAGACUUCAGACCAAACAUGACAAUCGUUGUCAAGGCACUUCAGCCUCUUCUCAACUCUAAACCGGCUGGUCCUGAGUCUACUACAUAAAAUAACCAGCUCAACAUUCUCUUGUUUUUGUUGUUGUUAUUGUUAUUGUUAAAGGCUUUUUUUUUUCUGUUCAGACAGCUAAUGAUUAUUGGUUGUAAAACGUUGUUACUUAAAUCGAAUGUAACUUUAUAA